AUGGUUUAUUUAACUAGAAACGAUUGGCAAACAAACAACAUCCACAAAAGCACUUCAUUCGUGUUAAAGAAGCCACGUUUUAAGCAACUAAACAACACUCGCCUAAAACGCGCGUAGCUUUAUAUUAACACACUCCUUUCACCACGCAGUCACGCACACACGCACGCGCCGUAGUUUCUCUCUCUUCAUUUCCCUCCUAUAAAACCACCUCAAUUUCCCCCUUAUUUCCCUCAGACAUUGUCUCAGUUUCACAAAUCAAAAAGAAACAUCAUCAACAAAAAAAAAAAAACUCAUAGUGCUUAUUUUUGUUUGAGCUGUUUUGUUUCCACUUUUCUUUGUCUCCAUAACAACAAUGGCUCCAAGAGAUAACAACAGAGUCGUCACCACCGCAAUUAAUGGGCCUAACUCAACGGCCCAGGCCCAAACUCAAGCCCAAAAAGAGAUCCGUUUCAGAGGCGUGAGAAAACGUCCAUGGGGUCGUUACGCCGCCGAGAUCCGUGACCCAGGUAAAAAGACACGUGUCUGGCUAGGAACAUUCGACACCGCAGAAGAAGCGGCGCGUGCUUACGACACAGCGGCACGUGAGUUUCGUGGUUCAAAAGCGAAAACAAAUUUUCCAACACCGAUGGAGAUUAUUAAUAACCGUAGCCCAAGCCAAAGUAGUACUCUUGAAUCACCUUCACCACCACCGCUUGAUCUAACACUCACACCAUUCGCCGCCGCCGGUUUCACCGGCGGAACCGGCGGCGGUGUUACGAUGGCGUUUCCGGUUGCUCGUCCGGUUAUGUUUUUCGACGCUUUUGCUCGGUCUGAAACAAAGCUUAGCGUCGUUGGUAGACGUGAGAUGUGUGGAUUUGAUCUUCCUGUGACGGAUUUUCGACGCGCCGCCGUUCAGAGUAGUGACUCUGGUUCAUCUUCUUCUGUUGUUGAUUAUGAACAUGUGCCACGUCAGAGACACUUGGAUCUUGAUCUUAAUGUUCCACCUCCACCUGAAGUUGCUUGAUCUAUGAUCUGUUUUCAAGAUCUAUAAGCAAAGAUUUAAUUUUUAAUUUUUUUUUCUUUUUUUGAAAGACCCAUUUUGAUAAACGGAAUCACUCUCGAUUAUUAUUAAAUAUUUAACGGAGAAAGAAAAGAGAGAGAAGAAACGCAAAGUGUGUUGCUCUGUUGCUGUUGCUGACAUAGUGCUCUGAUUUGAAGAUGAUGAUGAUAACGAGCACGCUUUGUAAAUAUAACUGAAAAGAAGAACAAGAAGUUUUUAUUAUUUUUCUGUUUUUUUUCAACGGAGAAUUUAUUUGUAUCUCAAGUUGUUUCUGCAAUUAAUCUUGAAUCAUGAAUUGAAAUUUUAGUUCUUAAUUA
Messenger RNA from Trifolium pratense (red clover), 1356 nucleotides. RefSeq names its product ethylene-responsive transcription factor 4. Bases 353 to 1003 code for a protein of 216 amino acids. NCBI's taxonomy places the organism in Eukaryota, Viridiplantae, Streptophyta, Magnoliopsida, Fabales, Fabaceae. The transcript has a single exon. Gene Ontology annotation, biological process: regulation of DNA-templated transcription. The record is from RefSeq and is a predicted model, not a curated record. Gene Ontology annotation, molecular function: DNA-binding transcription factor activity; DNA binding.